This is a messenger RNA of Chara braunii, 2124 nucleotides long. NCBI's taxonomy places the organism in Eukaryota, Viridiplantae, Streptophyta, Charophyceae, Charales, Characeae. The record is from the annotation of a GenBank genome assembly.
CGGCGCCCUGUUCCUGAACUCAAAGGGCGGAUGCCAGACCUGGUUGAGCCACCUGGCAACCUCUCACGGUGUCGACGUACCGGACUUGAAGGACAAAAUCACAUGGGAGGAACUGACACGGCUGUGGAAGAAGCGGUUCAUCGUCGACGACGCGCCGACACUCGCCAUCAACCGUUUGUUCACCAUGUCACAGGGCAACACUGCAACACGGGAUUGGCUCACGGAGUGGCAGAAGAUUGCAGCGGUGCCCAAUCUGGAAUUGGCAUUCACGCAUCUACGCCGUGAGUUCUACAACAGGUCUUGUGCGGCAUUGAGCCAGGCUCUUGGUGAUCGCAAGCAGUUUUCAACCUUCGCUGAGAUCAUUGACAAGGCAAGAGAGAUCAUCAAGACCAACAGGUCAGCUGCACACGAGAAAUCAAUAUGGCAGCCGACCUAUGUGGAGAAGGUACGAACUGGUCCGCGACAGCAGCACUUCGCUGCAGUCCAGUCGGACAGUGGAGAUAACCCAGCAGCCACUCGAGCAUCAAGUGACGGAGAUCAGGUGGCUGCUGUCCAGUUGCGAAGCAACAACAAGUCCCGCAACAAUGGGAAGGCGAAAUCCGCAUCGCAGGCCGGAAAUGGACAGCCUGUACAAGUUCCAUGGGUAAAGUUCGGCUUGACCGAGGCCGAGUACAAGCUCGGAAAACUGAGCUCUGCGGAAGGUGAGGCGACUCCACCUUCUACUCUGCCAGAUUCGGCCGCCUUGCUAGCGGCCUCCUGCACAUCUGGGGAGAACGUGAAUGUCGCAAGUUCUCGUUACACUUACGAGGACAAUGCUGUCCACUUGGUUCCACCGCUGGACCAGCCGCUCCACGUGCAACAAUCUACCGCAUGCACGGUUUCAUCACCAUCGGCAACCGGUUCGGCAUCUUCGCCGCCAUCUAUCGUCGGGGAUUCAUCGUCGUGGUCAAGACUUGAGGUGCUCGACCCACUGACGUUCACGGACUUCCAGUGGAUGCCCGUUCCCCCGACCGGACGAUUGCCGAAACCGCAUUGCAAUGUGCUCAUGGCACAACUGCGAGAUUACUUGCACACUGCAGGACCAGCUCCGUUGAUGGACGUCGGAGUAGAGGUUGUUGACCUUCAUGCUUACAUUGCGAAGAUCGACCGCGAGUUCAAGACGCAACGGUAUGACGACAUCGACGCACGAUUGCUAUAUGUACACAUUCAGAUCGGCGAGGCGACCUGCAACGCCUUGAUCGAUUGCGGAGCAUCUCGCAACUACAUCAGUGAGGACUUCAUGGUGCGCGCCAGCCUUGGCCCACGCGUCCGGAGGAAGUCCCAGCCGAUGCAAGUCACGUUGGCGGACGGUCACACGCAUAAGUCCAUCGACCGGUGCGUUGACAACGUCCCAGUGUACUUUGCCCCUCACGCAAGUGAGGCGGUGUCCUUUGACAUUCUGGAGACCAAAUUUUAUAUGAUCUUCGGCAUGUCAUGGCUACGAAGCGAGGAUCACCCGGUGAACUUCUUCCACCGCACCGUUCACAUUCGUGAUCGGAACGGAGUACUAGUUCCAUGCACGGUGCCUCUUCCUCAUCCUUCGAUCAGCUGCCACGUGGUAUCCGCCGCAAGCAUACGAGCUUCCAUCAUCAGAGACGACAUCGAGGAGAUGGGGGUGUGUUUUCUCCACGCCCUCCCGCCCCAUGACGCUUCAUCGACAGACUCACCUUCGGAUCCACGCAUCACCGAGCUUCUCGACGCCUACAGCGACGUGUUCGAAGGCCCGCACGGAGUAGUACCGGAUCGACCCAUCUGCCACGAGAUCAUCCUCGAGAACGGGGCCGUACCUCCGCGCGGUUGCAUCUACCGAAUGAGCGAGGAAGAGUUAAGUGUGCUUCGGGCACAACUCGAUGACCUUCUGGAGAAAGGCUGGAUUCGGCCUAGCUCAUCGCCAUACGGUGCUCCUGUUCUCUUCGUCCGGAAGAAGAACAAGGAUCUGUGGUUGUGCAUCGAUUAUCGCAAGCUCAACACGCAGACGAUCUGAAACGUCGGCCCUCUCCCACGCAUCGACGAUCUUCUCGAGCGACUGGGCGGCGCCAAGUUUUUCUCCAAGCUGGACCUCAAGUCGGGAUAUCACCAACUCGA